Molecule: messenger RNA, 3448 nt
Organism: Ceraceosorus guamensis
Lineage: Eukaryota; Fungi; Basidiomycota; Exobasidiomycetes; Ceraceosorales; Ceraceosoraceae
Product: Piwi-domain-containing protein
Exons: 11
Coding region: 285-3314 (1009 amino acids)
Molecular function (GO): RNA binding; protein binding
Source: RefSeq, a predicted model, not a curated record
CCACAUGAGCGCUGCAGCAGAUGAACGUUUAUUGAGCUUUCUUGUUGCGAUCGAACAUCUUUCCCAAAACCGAACAACACACUCUCGCUCACUCGACGAACUUUCAAGCCGCCUCUUGACCAUCAUCAACCCUACCACCUUCCCCCCUUCGCAUCGUGGGUACAUUACACAUGCGCCUUGCCAUUGCGUCUCCGUUCCACGACGGAGGCUUCCACUCACGACCCACCCGUCCAGCGUUGCCAACAACGCCAAUCCAUCUGCUGUAAUCCAGAACUCUUGCCACGAUGGCGCCAAAGCUCGCCUCCAGCGGCGAGACGGCCGCGCUCAUUCGCUCGCUUCAGGAAAUGUCCGUCGAGCAACAAGCUGUCUUGGCACAGAAGUCCGUCACACUGCUCGAUGUCCAAGGUCGUCCAGAUGUGGGAGGCACGAAAGGUCGUCCUAUCCCUCUGUAUGCCAACAUGUACAGUCUUGGUAUCGCAGGUCAAGCUGCUAAUAGUGGUGGUAACAAGCCAUCUGCUCGAGGUGCUCGCGGCGGUGCGACACCGGCCCGCGGGGGUCGCGGUGGAGCCGUGAGCUCCCGUGGCUCUGGCACCGGCAAAGCUGUGCGAGAAGUCUUCCACUACGAUGUCAUCAUCGAGUCCGUACCUUACACAGGCGACGAUGGAAAGACUCGCGGCACCCCAAAGAAAGACGACUUUCCGCCGCGCGUCAAUCACGAUGUGCUCGAGCACGGUCUAGCUCAAGCCGUCAAGCGAGGCGAGAUCACACAGGAGAUGGCUACCAGUGUGGCAUACGAUGGGCGCAAGAAUGCCUACUCGCCAACGGAGCUACCAAUUGACAAGAACCAGCUCAAUGUCGAACUUCCGCCCAAGCCCAUCAUCGGCGCCACCACUGAGCAGCAGCCAUCCGGAAAAGAACGCCCUCGUCAGUUCAAGCUGACCUUCACUCAGGUUGCCACGGUGGACUUUGAAAUCCUAGAGCCCUUCUGCGCUGGCGAUCGCAACACUAUCCAUGCCGGCGGCGCUACGACGAAUGAAAAGGUCACGACGGCUCUCCAAGCUCUCGAUGUCCUCGUUCGCCACGAUCCAGCAAAGAAAUACAAGGCUCAUGGUGGAGGCGGUCGACGCUUCUUCGAUCCCAAGCUUGCCGUCAAGAUCAGCGGUGGAGCCGAAGUCUACAAGGGUUUCUUCGCCAGCAUCCGUCCAACCAUGUCCGGCCCUGUUCUUAACAUCGACGUGGCCUUUAGCGCUUUUGUGAGCGGUGGUGAUUUCCUCACCGUCGCUGCUGAGGUGCUAGGGCUCGGCGGUGGUGGUGGUGGUGGUGGUCGUGGCGGCCGCGGCGGCGGUGACCGUGGUGGCCGUGGUGGUGGCCGCGGCGGUGGCCGUGGCGGACCUCCUCCUGGCGCUCAUGGUGGAGGCUCUUUGCGCCUCGAUCCGAGACAACAGCAAGAGCUGCGCAAGCGCCUCAGGAUGGUGCAAAUUCAGGUGACGCACCGACCGUCGAACAAGCUACAGAUCUUCAAAGGAUUCUCGCCCCGACCGGCGAAUCAAACCAUGUUCAACUUGCAAGACGGCACACAGACUUCCGUCGCGGACUACUUCUUUAAGACGUACAGCAUUCGUCUACGCCAUCCAGACCUGCCCUGCCUUCUCCUCGGUGGCAAUGGCACGUUCGUCCCACCCGAGCUAGCAAACAUCGUCCCUGGUACCCCGAUGAAUCCCUUGAAGCUCAGCGUGGAUCAGAUCUCUGACAUGCUCAAGAUCAGCGCUCAGAAGCCGGCAGAGCGUGCAGGCCGCAUCGCCGAGAUUCGCAGCAAUGAACUCGCCAUUGAGAAAUCUGCUCGCGUCCAAAGCUGGGGUCUCGAUCUGUCGCCGACGCCCAUGGAAGUUACCGGUCGUGUGCUGGCGCCGCCGAAGGUCGAAUAUGGACAAGGCCGAGUUCCUGCGCCUAUCAACGGAUCCUGGAACCUCAAAGCAGUCAAGUUCGCUAGCUGCCCCUACCAGCUCGUCACAUGGUCUGUAGUCAACUUCACUCGAGCUCCUGACCAGGUCGUGCAAUCCUUCGUCCGUGCCUUCGUGGGGUACAUGCGUGAAUUGGGCAUGGGCAUUGUCGAGGAGCAGCCAGCAAUUUUCCGCGGAGAUCCAUUCGACAGUGGUCUCAUUCAAGGCACUCUGAACAACGCAGGUCGCGAGGCCUUUCAGCAAGCCAAAAAGAAAUUUGCCGGCAAAGCUGUGCCCCCACAAUUGUUCCUUUGCGUGAUGGAUCGAUCAGAUGCACCUUUCUACGACCAGAUCAAGCGGACCUGCGCCCUUUUGUUGGCGAGCCCAGUGCCAUCGCAGGUCGUCAAUGCGAAGAAGGCGUUUAACGACCGUGGCCAGCCACAAUACUGCGCCAACGUCGCCAUGAAAGUAAACGUGAAGCUCGGAGGUCAGAACCAGAUCAUCGCUGGACCACAGAACUUGCCAGGACUUCCUCCGCAAGCCAUGCUGAUCGGAGCCGACGUUUCUCACGGGUCGCGUGGCUCGACACUUCCAAGUAUCGCCGCCUCUGUCGGCACCAUGGACGCAAAGAGAUCUCGCUAUAGCAGCGAAGUCCGUGCUCAGUCCAACAAACGUGGUGGCGCGCAAGAAGUUAUCUUGGAUGCAAAGAACAUGUUCCUAGGACAUCUGAAACGUUGGAAGGAUUCUUCGCCACCCUCUGCUAUUCUAGUACUACGCGACGGUGUUUCCGAAGGACAAUACGUGCAAGUCGUCGAAGCCGAGUACAAGGCUCUCCGCGAGGCUUGCCGCGAGUGGAGGCCGAACUUUCAAGUGCCAAUCACUUACAUCAUCUGCGCAAAGCGACACCACAUUCGCUUCUUUGCACGCAAUCCGAACGACAACGACCAGCGCUCACAAUGUCUGCCAGCUGGAACAGUGGUGGACACUGAGAUCAUGCAUCCAUUUGGUUGGAGCUUCUGGCUACAGGCUCAUGGAGGCUUGGUUGGCACGCCACGCCCUACUCACUACGUCGUCCUGCGCGACGAGAACAAGUUCACCUCUGACAACUUGCAGCAAUGCAUCAACAGUCUCUCAUACAGCUUCCCUCGUGCAACGAAGGCUGUAAGCUUGGCUCCUCCCGCUGUUCUAGCCGAUCUCCUUGCGGAGAAGGCCCGUGCGCUGAUCCACGGCGAAGCUAUGUCGGAUAUCGAAAGCAGCACGCAGGCGUCUUCGGUCGCGCCAACCGAUCUUAGCGAAGCCGAGGCCCGUGCUGUGAUGAAGCAAUUGGAGCGAGGCGCAAACAACCACUUUGUGGAGUACCAGUGGUACCUCUGAGAGCCCCCCUCUCGCCCCUGCUGGCUAUACUCGACCGCUCUUCUCACAAAUGAGAGCCAGAUCGAUUUCUAACAUGUCUUCGCUGUAGUCCGAACCGAAAUCAAAGACGCAAUGAUAAAUCCUGUUCAAUCGAG